Molecule: messenger RNA, 3247 nt
Organism: Cuscuta campestris
Lineage: Eukaryota; Viridiplantae; Streptophyta; Magnoliopsida; Solanales; Convolvulaceae
Source: the annotation of a GenBank genome assembly
AAUCUUGAGAAGGAAGAACUUAGAAGUAUGAAUUUGACUUUUAGGCAACCUUCCCACUAAAAAAAAUAAUAACCUUUCUCUUCUAUGGAGGUUGCAGAACGAUGGCUAGAAGAUUAAUCCUUAUGUUUUGUGCUAAUGACUGAGCGAUGGAUGUCCCCAUCCAUAUCCUAUCACCGAUCUCAUGCUUAAGUUCAUUAUCAAACCCAGCAGCUGCAAAAUCCCAGAAUUAUCAAUCUAUCAGGGCGGCCAAAACCUCUGCAAAACCCACAAAAACCCCUUCCAUUAUAGCCGCUUCCUGGAAAGGGAACUUGAGAGAAGCACUCGCAUCUUUGGGCGUGUUAAAUUCACAGGGAAACCCCAUUCCUACUUGCUUAGACGAGCAUUACUCGUUUGCAAUUGAGCUCUGUGCUGCGCAGAGGGAACUGUCCUGCGGCAAGCAGAUUCAUGCCCAUUUCUUGAAGUCAAACUGGGUGCAUGAUGCGGUGUUCCUGAACACAAAACUUGUGUUCAUGUAUGGGAAGUGUGGGUCGGCGGUGGAUGCUGGGAAGGUGUUUGAUAGAAUGCCCGAGAGAACUAUUUUCACCUGGAAUGCUAUAGUUGGAGCUUAUGUGAAUAACGGCAAACCCUUGAGAGCACUUAAGGUGUAUGAGGAAAUGCGGGCUUUGGGCGUCCCCCCUGAUGCACAUACUUUUCCUUGUGCAUUGAAGGCAUGUGGUGAAAUAGGGGAUUUAAGUUGUGGGACUGAGAUUCAUGGGCUGGUUUUAAAAUUGCGUUUUACGUCUAAUAUUUUUGUCGUGAACUCUCUUGUGGAUAUGUAUGGCAAGUGCAAUGAUCUCAGCUCAGCAAGGCUCAUUUUUGACAGAAUGAGCCACGGAUAUGAUGUUGUGUCACUGAAUUCUAUAAUAUCAGCUUAUUCUGCAAAUGGGAUGGCAGAGGAAGCUUUAAGUCUCUUCAUAGAAUUGCUGAAAGCUGGUUUGAAUCCAAGCACAUAUACUCUUGUGGCUGCUUUACAGGCCUGUGAGGAACCAUUCACUGGGACAUUUGGCUUAGAGGUUCAUGCUCUUGUAAUAAAAUCUGGUCAUUGUCUUGAUGCUUAUGUUUCAAAUGCUCUGCUAGCUAUGUAUAUAAGGAACAAUAAAAUGCAUGAAGCUGCACAAAUUUUUAAUGGUGUUGAUCAGAAAGACACUAUUUGUUGGAACUCUAUGAUAUCCGGUUAUGCACAAAAUGGUCAUUUUGUUGAAGGUAUUGAUUUGUUUCACCAAAUGAUUAAUUCAGGGAGGAAACCUGACUGCGUUUCACUCAUGAGUGUGCUCUCUGCAUCUGGAAGAUUGGGAGACUUGCUACACGGAAAGGAAACUCACGCAUUUGCAUUGAAACGUGGUUUGGAUGGAGAAUUGCAAAUCGGAAACACCCUUGUAGAUAUGUACGCGAAGUGUGGGAAGAUAGAUUAUAUGGACCGUGCCUUCCGCAGAAUACUCCAUAAGGACUUCAUUUCUUGGACAACUGUCAUUUCUGCAUAUGCUCAGAGUUACCCCCUACAGGCUCUGCAACUGUUCCGGGAGGUUCAAUUGGAAGGAAUUGACAUUGAUGCAUUGAUGAUUGGAAGUGUUCUCCUUGCCUGUGGUGAGUUGAGGCUCAAUUUAAUUGCAGAAGAAGUUCAUGGUUACUCAAUUAGAAGAGGGUUAUAUGAUCUUGUCACGCAGAAAACCCUAAUUCGUGUUUAUGGGGAUUGCAGGAACUUAGAAUAUUCUAGGCGCAUUUUUGUGAUGAUUGGUGUCAAAGAUGUCGUGUCCUUGACUAGCAUGAUGCGUAGUUUUGUACACAAUGGCCUUGCAAAUGACGCUCUUAACCUCGUGCUUUAUAUGAAAGAGGUGGGUAUGGAACUCGAUUACGUUGCAGUCCUGAGUAUGAUCUCUGCAGCUACUAGUCUAUCAGUUUUAAGGAGAGGACGGGAGGUUCAUGGAUACUUAAUCAGGAAAGGUUACGUUUUAAAGGGCUCUAUAGCAAGCUCUCUUCUAGAUAUGUAUGCCUGUUGUGGGACACUAGAGGACUCAUUCAAGAUCUUUUCUACUGUAAACGAAAGAGAUCUUGUUCUGUGGACAAGCAUGAUUAACUCAUAUGGAAUGCACGGACGUGGGGUUGAAGCAAUUGGCUUAUUCCUAAAGAUGGAGGAGGAAAAUAUCGUUCCUGAUCACAUUACCUUUCUGGUUCUUCUUCACGCGUGUAGCCAUUCAGCCCUAGUGGCGGAAGGCAAAAUAGUUUUUGAGACAAUGGAGAGAAAGUAUAAUUUGGAGCCAUGGCCUGAACACUAUGCCUGUUUGGUUGAUCUCCUCGGACGCGCAAAUCACUUGGAGGAAGCUUUUCAAGUGUUGAGAACGAUGAAACCAGAACCAACUGCUGCUGUUUGGUGUGCUCUUCUUCAUGCUUGUCAUGUGCACUCUAACAAAGAAUUAGGAGUCAUUGCUGCAAAGAAGCUUCUAGAAUUAGAGCCAGAGAAUCCCGGAAAUUAUGUGCUUGUGUCUAAUGUAUAUGCUUCUGGGAAUAGGUGGGAUGAUGCAGAAGAAGUGAGGACAACAAUGAAAGGGCAAGGAAUGAAGAAAGAACCCGCUUGUAGUUGGAUCGAAAUCGGCAAUGAGGUUCACACGUUUGUGGCCCAAGACAAGUCUCAUCCACGGUGCGAUGAGAUUUACCAAAAAUUAUCUUUCAUCACCAAGAAACUAGAGACAGAAGGAGGUUAUGUUGCGCAAACCAAACACGUCUUCCAAAAUGUCGAGGAGAGCGAGAAAGUUUGGCUUCUUAAUGGACACAGUGAGAGGCUAGCCAUUGCCUGGGCUCUACUUGUUACGGACUCUAAAACCCAAAUACGUAUCAUGAAAAACCUCCGCGUCUGCGGUGAUUGUCAUAAUUUCAUCAAGCUAGCUUCGAAGGUACUCGAACGAGAUAUUAUAGUGAGAGAUGCGAAAAGAUUUCACCACUUCAGGAAUGGGGCUUGUUCUUGUCGAGAUUUUUGGUGAAUGUCAAUAGUAGCAGUUCUUGCUCAUUAACCAAAAAUAACCAAGUUAUUUUGGUGUUAUGACCUUUGACAAAGACAAAAGUUUACAAUGAAUCAAAUCAUUCUGUAUUUUGAAAAGUGAAACUUAACUAUUUAUCAAAAGAAAAACUAUUUAGAACUAGAGUAUACUUCAUUUAUUUAUAUCAAAAUAAAACAUUCAAUACAUUUAUACCAAAAUAAACUUACAACAACAAU